Molecule: messenger RNA, 1144 nt
Organism: Aspergillus heteromorphus CBS 117.55
Lineage: Eukaryota; Fungi; Ascomycota; Eurotiomycetes; Eurotiales; Aspergillaceae
Exons: 2
Coding region: 50-1027 (325 amino acids)
Source: RefSeq, a predicted model, not a curated record
GCCACCAUCCUCACAGCAAAACACAACACAGCACAACCAGAACACCAAAAUGACAGAAGAAGUAGUAUUCGACACCCCCCUCUCUCUGAACCUCUACGAGGAUUUCGACGACGACGAAGACCUAUGGUACAAAGGGAUAUUAGUGUCGCUGGUCACCGGAGACGUAACACCAACCCAAGCGGCCAUCGACAUCGACACAUACAUCACCCAGCUCGCAAACCAGCGCUAUGAAGCCUACCAAGAGUACCAAGAGCUGCACCCCGGCCAAACGCCGACCGACGAGGAAGAAAGAGAUCGAGUUUCGGGACCGAACCCCAGAGGAGACGUCGAGAUGCUGAUCCAGUGGGCUGCCAGACUGUGUUCGGCGUUUCCUCCCAGCCAUGCCGGCCAAGAACGUAUUAUCUCCUUUCUGGAAGCAUUGAGAGAUCUGCCGAGACAUAAGGUCCUGAAUGUGGUGUUCCCGCGGGAGGAGGGAGAUGGGAUGUAUACGGCGAUGGAAUUGUGGCCGCUGCGGGGGAGAUGGUUGUCGCUGCAGCAGGAGUUUCGGUACAUAGAAGAUGAAGUCAUAUACCGCACAUAUCGUGCAAAGCAGCCGCCCCCGAGCGAGCCAGACCUGCGUUGGCGCAACUUCCAGUCUGCAAUUGCGCGCAUCACUGCCUUGGAUCUGAUCAACUGCGACUUUAUGUGUUCGCUGGGGUUGAUCAUACCGUCUCAUUCCUGGUAUCCCGAUUUGGAGGAUGGCAAUGCGGAGGGAUUCAACUGGGUAGCGGGGCAGGUCAUUGCUGCUGUACAGUGGCUUUUAAGGCCUGAGGUGGGGCGGUAUGUUUACCAGCAGUGUAGAAAUGCCGACACGGUAGCCAGUGAUGAUAGGAGAGUAAUUUGGAGCUUGGAGAAAUGGGGGCAGUGGAAGGAGCAGCUUGCGCGUGUGGGGGAAGAGCAGAGGUUCGGGGUACAUGCUCGAGAGCUUGCCAAGUUGGCCUGUCAACGGAUGGCUCUUUAUGAAAGGGGUGAUGCAGUAGAAUUAUGAAAUUGGUAGGAGAAUGGUAUUCGGACUACGAGCAAGGUGGCUUGGGGAUGUGUCUGUUUCAAUACCACCAUGUUCCGACUCGCAUGGGCGUAUUGCUGCUGGGUGUAUAAGUUGUUG